UCUACUUCCGGUGAUGUGCUUCCGGCUCACGAGUCUGUCCUCAUGUCGGCCAGGAGCAACGGCGUGGAGUGGGUCGAGACAACAGAGGAGGUCGUUAUAACAGAGGAGAUCCUUUCCACUGUAAACAACACCACUGCAGUGAUACCAGGCUUGGAACCAGCAGAAACGCCAAUCCAGAGGUUACUGGAAACUGUGGGACAUGGAGAUAAUCCAGAGGCUGAUGAUGGUUUCUAUUGCAAGGAGUGUCUGCCUCUCUUCCAGGACCAGAGUGAUCCUGCUGACAUCAAUGGACCGUCUUUUAUCCUGGAUUUCCCAACGAGCAUGGGCGUCCCCCAAAGGGCCCUGCUCACGAUUCCCUAUGGCCUCAUGAUAGGAAGAUCUAGUAUUCCCGGGGCAGGCGUAGGGGUCAUAAAUCAUGGGCCGACCGUGUCUCCGGGAAUGCAUUUUGGACCCAUUGAGGGAGAAGGGACAACAAAGGAAAAUGCAGUAGAGAGUGACUUCUCCUGGGAGAUUUACAAAGGAAAAGAUGAGUACGAGUACAUUGAUGCCGCUGGAGAUUUACACUCAAACUGGAUGAGGUACGUAAACUUUGCUCGUAACAAAGACGAGACGAACCUGCUGGCGGUUCAGUACAAAGGCAGCAUCCUGUUUCACUGCUGUCGCACCGUUUCGCCUGGAGAUGAGCUCAUGGUGUGGCCCAGCAGCAAACUUCUGGACCAUUUCAGUGAAGCCUGGAUGCAGGUGUGGCUGAUGAGGCUGAACGCGACAGAAAAUAAUUCUGCAGCAUCACAUCAGAUCUUCCUGUGCUCUCACUGUCAGCUGUCCUUCACCACAGAGGCGUUCCUCCAGCGACACACACAACACUUCCACACGCAGCCGAAAGAAGACUGUACACCGCCGUCUGCUGAGGCCAUGGAACCAGAAGAUCCCGCCUCCAACGCCGGCUGCGAGGCAUCGCUGGUGGUUCUAUCCGUCGAUCCCGUCGAUUGCCACACGUGCGGCGACUGCGGGAAGGUUUUCAAGCAGAUGCCUCACCUGCGGAGGCACAAACUCUGCGUCCACUCCAACAAGCGUCCCUACUGCUGCCCGCAGUGCCGGCGGAGUUUCAGCCAGGCGUCUGGCUUAAUCAGACACCAGCUGGUUCACAGAAAGCAGACCGGCACAAACGAGACAGACGCUGUUCCAGAUCAGAAAGAGCCAAAAGAGAGCCUAACUAUGAGGUCAGAACUCUUAAACACUGCACAUCCAGCUGAGGAAGCAAAAGAAGUGGAUAUGACUGAGGAUCCACAAGAAGCUGUGGACGUUAAUGAAACUGAAACGGCUUCUACAGAAACGUCCCAGUCGAGUUGUUUAGACUGCGGUAAGAGCUUCACGAGUGAGGCGUACCUCAGAAAGCAUAAGCUGACUAUCCAUAAAGGGAUACGUCCGUACGUCUGCACCGUGUGCCAGAAGUGUUUCGGCCAGUACAGCGACCUGAACAGACACCUGCGUGGUCACCAGAUCCAAAACAAAAGGGCCAAGAAACCAAAUCCAGAAGAAUCGACCUCAUCGCCCUUUGGCUGUGCCGAGUGUUCCCUUGCUUUUGAAUCGGCGGAGAGCCUUCAGCAACACGCGAGAGAGAGUCACUCCGAGGAGACGACAGCGGGAAACGAAGACGACGAUCAGAGCUGCGAUCCAGACUUCAAUCCACCAAAAUCAGUGGCGGAAAAAGCCGAGUCCAUCAAACCGAUUCCCUCUCAGAGACCUCAGAGACUCGGAGCCAGAUCUAAAGUUUCUGCCAUAACCAAGCUCAUAGCUCCAAAACGGCGGGCGGCCGCGCGCAAAAAGCCGAUAAACAGCCCCGCACGGACCGAGAAUAGCUCCCCCGAAGCAGAGGAACCUCCGGCAAAGAACCCAAAGAAAUAUAAAUGGUUCAGCUGCAAUCGCUGCAAACGGACAUACGGAAACCAAGAGGAGCUUAAAGCGCACAAGUGCGCUUUGAGGCAGCACAAGUGCGGUCAGUGCGGGGCGACCUUUAUCAAGUCGGGUUUCCUCAAGAGACACGAGCAGACGGCGCACGUGGACUCGAAGUCCUACAGCUGUGAGCGCUGCGGGAAAGUCUUCACCACCGCCGCUAACCUCAAACAGCAUCAGAAGAGCAACAAGUGCAAGAAGUAUCACUGCACGUCCGAGCUCUUCUCCUGCUCCUUCUGCCAGUUCUCUUUCACUCUGAAGAGUUACCUGAUGAAACACGUCAAGAGGCACCACCCGGCCGAGUAUCUGUCGCUCCAGGACUCGGACGGCCUCGCGGAUCAGCUGGAGGGAGAGGAGGGAAAAGAGUGCGUGUGCCCCCACUGCGGGGAGAGCUUUCCAGGCAGCAAAGCGUUGAAGUCUCACGCGUGCUUCCAGCAGGUGAAGGUGCUCUACCUGUGCACCGACUGCGGGAAAGGUUUCACCAAUCACUUCGGUCUCAAGCAGCACCAGCGCAUUCACACGGGCGAGAAGCCGUACAGCUGCCCGCACUGCAGCAAGAGCUUCUCGUACACGGGCCAGCUCAACGUGCACCUCAGGACUCACACCGGGGAGAAGCCGUACCUGUGCACGCACUGCGGCGAGAGCUUCCGGCAGUCGGGGGACCUGAAGAGGCACGAGAGGAAGCACACGGGCGUGAGGCCCCACAGCUGCCCCGAGUGCUGCAAGAGCUUCAGCCGCCCGCAGAGUCUCAAAGCUCAUCAGAUGCUCCACCUGGGACAGAGGAUGUUCAAGUGUGCGCAGUGUGGGAAGAGCUUCUCCAGAAACUAUCACCUCAGGAGACACCAUCAGAAGAUGCACCUGUAGACACGUCCUUCAGUUUGCUCUCGGUAUAAAGAAUUGUUGCACUAUAAAGUCAAAUACUCCACAAUUGUGACCUUAAAGAGCUGCAGAGAAUUUAGUGAAUGUCCUGUAUAUAACAUUAUUUAAACUUAUUUUUUAUUUGAAGCUCGUUUCACGCCCAAGAUAUUUAAUUUUUCAAAAAUAAUUUUCAAUUUUUGUCAAUUACUGAAAGAGGUCAAUGUGAAUAAAUCAAUGUACCGUAAUUAAUUCAAUGCAACCACUCAGAGCAACCAAAGUAUGUAGUGAUUGGCAUAUUGGCUAGAUUCAAAGAGAGACUGAAUGUUGUGGACAAAGCCUCAGAUUUAAAGAAAGACAAAAAGCUGUGUACCUGCAUUUCUUUCUUUGACCAGCAGGGGGAGUGUGAUAACGAGGAUUCAUAAAUUCAGUAAACAUGACAAUGAGUCGCUCUCAACUUCCAGUUUUGAGUCGUCAUUUUCACUUGAGGCUCUUGAGGCAUGAAGGUUAUUCCCUUGAGGACGGCCACCUGUGAAUGUCAAGCCGCUACCAUGGCGACCAGGAUGAAUGCAUAAUGUAUAAGUGUUCAACCUGUCCUCCAGAUGUGGUCAUUUCUUGUUCCAACAAAUAAAAGUCCUGAUAAGAUGCACAUUUGGCAAAGUCAAACCUUCACAUGUGAGCCGAACUACAAUCUUCAACUUAUGUGUAGUCAUGGUAACAACUUGUUCAUGUUUUCAGAUUCAACAUAACACAGAGAGGUUUGGCAUGACGAGUGGAUUUCCAUUUGUAUGCACUGUGUACUUAUUCAAUUGAAUAUUGAUUCGAUUGGGGCAUUAGAGCAUUCCUCAUCAGCCGCCAAACUCCACUGUGCUUCUCUCAGAUACAAUUAUCUUAAAACAGCCUCGUAAUAGGUACUCCACUGUGGCCCGUCCUGAAUCAGACGUUAUUGGAAAAAGAAAUUGAGCGUGACCACACACAUCUUUCAAAGCAAACAAAACACGAGCUGGCAGAGAAGUGUGGCUCCUGAGCUCGCUGUCUAAAGUCAUAUCAAACAAAAUGCUUAUUUUCCUGUAAAUGUCAAAUCUAAAUUGUGAAACCAAAAUAAAAAUAAAAAACAACCCAUCGUUUCUCA
Labrus mixtus (cuckoo wrasse) is the source of this 3940-nucleotide messenger RNA. RefSeq names its product histone-lysine N-methyltransferase PRDM9-like. Gene Ontology annotation, cellular component: nucleus. The coding region runs from base 43 to 2817 and encodes 924 amino acids. The record is from RefSeq and is a predicted model, not a curated record. NCBI's taxonomy places the organism in Eukaryota, Metazoa, Chordata, Actinopteri, Labriformes, Labridae. The transcript is spliced from 7 exons. Gene Ontology annotation, molecular function: protein binding; histone methyltransferase activity.